Messenger RNA from Echinops telfairi (small Madagascar hedgehog), 951 nucleotides. Its product is annotated as olfactory receptor-like protein OLF3. Gene Ontology annotation, molecular function: olfactory receptor activity; G protein-coupled receptor activity. The transcript has 2 exons. Gene Ontology annotation, biological process: G protein-coupled receptor signaling pathway. Gene Ontology annotation, cellular component: membrane. The record is from RefSeq and is a predicted model, not a curated record. The coding region runs from base 1 to 951 and encodes 316 amino acids. NCBI's taxonomy places the organism in Eukaryota, Metazoa, Chordata, Mammalia, Afrosoricida, Tenrecidae.
AUGGGUGGGAAGAACCAGACAUGGAUCAGUGAGUUCUUCUUGCUGGGACUGUCCAGUGACUGGGGGACUCAGGUGUCCCUCUUUGUCCUUUUCCUGACCAUGUACUUGGUAACUGUGGUCGGGAACUCCCUCAUCAUCCUCCUCAUCAGACUUGACAGCAAGCUCCACACUCCCAUGUACUUCUUCCUCAGUGUCCUGUCCUUCGUGGACAUCUGCUACACCAAUAGCACAGUCCCUCAGAUGCUGGUGCACUUCCUGUCAGCCUGCAAGUCCAUCCCUUUCCAUAGCUGCGUGCUCCAGUUUUAUGUCUCCCUGUCCAUGGGUAGCACGGAGUUCUUCCUGCUGGGAGCCAUGGCCUAUGACCGCUAUGUGGCCGUGUGUUACCCUCUGCACUACAUGGUCAUCAUGCAUGGAGGGCUGUGCCUGGGGCUGGCUGUUGGCUGCCUGGCAGCUGGAUUUGCAAACUCACUGAUGCAGACCAUCAGCAUCUUCAAGUUGCCCUUGUGCCAUAAUGUCAUCAAUCAUUUUGCCUGCGAGAUGUUGGCUGUGCUAAGGCUGACCUGUGUGGACAUCUCCUUCAACAAGGUCAUGGUGGCCGUCUCUGGCUUCCUGGUCAUCAUGCUUCCCUGCUUCCUGGUGUUAUUCUCCUAUGGCCGCAUAGUGGCUGCCAUUCUGCGAAUCCGCUCAGCACAGGGACGCCAAAAAGCCUUCCACACAUGUGCCUCUCAUCUCACGGUGGUGGUCCUGUGCUACGGCAUGACCAUUUUCACUUACAUCCGGCCUGGUUCCAGCCCCUCUGUCCUCCAAGAGAAGCUGAUCUCAGUCUUCUAUGCCGUGUUGACACCCAUGCUGAACCCCAUGAUCUACAGCCUGAGGAACAAGGAGGUGAAGGGGGCCUGGCAGAAGCUCUCAGGAGAGUUCUCUGGGCUAAGAUCAAAACUGGCAACUUGA